AUGCCCAAUUACACCACCAUAAUGGAAUUUAUCCUCAUGGAACUUUCUGAUGUAUGGGAACUACGGGUUUUGCAUGCCAUAUCAUUUUCUUUGAUGUAUUUUAUGACAGUAACGGGGAACAUUCUCAUCGUUACUGUGAUCACCCUGGACAGGAGUCUUCAUACACCCAUGUACUUCUUCCUGAGAAAUCUGUCUAUCUUGGAUGCAUGCUACAUUUCUGCAACAGUUCCAAAUUCAUGCAUCAAUUCCAUACUUGACAGCAGCACCAUUUCAAAGGCUGGAUGUAUAGCUCAGGUUUUUUUAGUGGUUUUCUUUGUAUAUGUGGAGCUUCUGUUUCUUACCAUUAUGGCCCGUGAUCGCUAUGUGGCCAUCUGCCAGCCUCUCCACUACACUGUAAUCAUGAGCCCUCAAAUCUGCAUUCAGUUGACACUAGCCUCUAUACUCAGUGGUCUUAUCUAUGCAGGUGUGCACACUGGCAACACGUUCCGGCUGCCCUUUUGUCAGUCCAAUGUCAUUCAUCAGUUCUUCUGUGACAUCCCCUCUCUUCUGAAGCUAUCCUGCUCUGACACCUUCAGCAAUGAGAUGCUUGUUGUUGCCUCUGGUUUGGGUAUUGGUGGUGGCUGUUUCAUCUUUAUCAUCAGGUCUUACAUUCAUAUAAUUUCUACUGUGUUCAAGUUUCCUAGUGGAGCAGACAGAACAAAGGCUUUUUCUACCUGUAUCCCCCACAUCCUUGUGGUAUCUAUCUUCCUCAGCUCAGGCUUUUAUGUGUACUUAAGGCCAUCUGCAAUCACUGCCACAGUCCAAGACAUGGUCCUUUCUGUUUUCUAUUCCAUAAUUCCCCCACUUUUCAAUCCUAUUAUCUAUAGUCUUAGAAAUGAACAUAUAAAGUGUGCCAUCAAGAAAAUCAUGAAAAGAACAUUUCAAUUAAGAAUUGCAUAG
Molecule: messenger RNA, 939 nt
Organism: Talpa occidentalis (Iberian mole)
Lineage: Eukaryota; Metazoa; Chordata; Mammalia; Eulipotyphla; Talpidae
Product: olfactory receptor 14C36-like
Exons: 1
Coding region: 1-939 (312 amino acids)
Biological process (GO): G protein-coupled receptor signaling pathway
Cellular component (GO): membrane
Molecular function (GO): G protein-coupled receptor activity; olfactory receptor activity
Source: RefSeq, a predicted model, not a curated record